Molecule: messenger RNA, 240 nt
Organism: Setaria italica (foxtail millet)
Lineage: Eukaryota; Viridiplantae; Streptophyta; Magnoliopsida; Poales; Poaceae
Product: defensin-like protein 21
Exons: 2
Coding region: 1-240 (79 amino acids)
Biological process (GO): defense response
Source: RefSeq, a predicted model, not a curated record
AUGUGGACGACGAAGGCGGCGGCGCGGGUGGCCGUCCUCCUCCUCCUGCUCAUCGUCGUCGCACAGGAGUCGUCGGUGGCGCCGGCGGCGGAGGCGCGCGUGUGCCGGCAACGGAGCGCGGGGUUCCGGGGGGCCUGCUUCUCCGACCACAACUGCGCGCAGGUGUGCCUGCAGGAAGGAUGGGGCGGCGGCAACUGCGAGGGAUUCAGGCGACGGUGCAAGUGCUCCAGGCAGUGCUAG